Molecule: messenger RNA, 1916 nt
Organism: Macaca mulatta (Rhesus monkey)
Lineage: Eukaryota; Metazoa; Chordata; Mammalia; Primates; Cercopithecidae
Gene: MYOCOS
Product: myocilin opposite strand
Source: RefSeq, a predicted model, not a curated record
GGCUCAGCUUGAGCCUGGAGAGAGAAAGAGUUAAGCUGCUGACCCUGAGGCAGGGGGCAGCUGUCUGGGCAGUGGUGUGUGGGAGCCACUGGACUAAGCAGCUGAGACAGCGCAGAUAGUGUGAGAAAGUUGUUGAUGAGAGCUGCUGCUGAAUAAAAUCAUCUUUCACCUGCCUACAGCUUCCCAAAUGUUCUUGCUGCUCAUCUACCUACUCCCUUCGGACCUCAGCAUGGACUGGAAGCUGACCCCAAGCAUGAUAAUUGGCAUAGUUGUGAACCCGACAGGCAAUUAAGUGAUGAGACUAGGUGAGAUCAACAGGGAAAUGAGUGUAGAGAAUAGAAGAGAUUCAAGGACUGAGGCUUGGAUGCUGUCCUGUUACGAGUAUAGCGAAAUAAGAGGAAAUAAGCAGAGGGAACUGAGAAAGAGUUGCCAGUGACUUUGGACCAAGUGAGAGGGCGGUGUCCUGGAAGUCAAUGAAGACAACGCUUCAAGGAGGAGUGCAGUAACUUUAAAUUCCUCAAAUCCCCUGAGUGCAAGGCCAUGGCUCAGAGAAGCCCUGCAGACAACGGCAUUAAUCUCCCCUACAAGGACUUGACCUCCGAGGUAACCAGGCGCCGAGUCACCAUGACCACGAGAAAAGAGAUAAUUACCCAGAAAAGUGAUGAAGCCAAGGAGAUGCUCUCCCACUUGGAUUUGGAACAAACCCCUCCCCCUCGCAGGACCCACCUCACAGUACCUCCUGCCCCACCUCCUUCUCCAGCUGAGGAUCCCACAGUCUCCUAAGAUGUGAAACUUAUUUUGAAGUGAAUUCUUACACAGAACUCCAGAAAACAGUUUCAGUGGCAUUCUUGAGGUUUGUCUUAGAAGAUUCUUGAAGAUCUUUGUUCUUUCCUAUUUUUCUUCAUCACCUAGAACCACUAUAGAGCAUGGUUUACCCUUGCUAAUAUACUUAGCCGUUUUUGGUUUUUCAAUCCAAGUCUCUGAUAUGAUAUGCAUAUAUUUUGAUCUUUCAUUCAUGUUAUGUUAUAGAACUGUUGCUGUAGUCAGUUGUAUUCAAAUUAAUAAACAAUUAUCAGGCCUCGUUGUUUAUUACUAAAUCUGAAUCAGUGAAAAGUCUAGGCCUUUGAAGUCCAGAAUUUAAAGAUCUUAGGUCCUGGGAAGCCUGAGGUAGCUGGAUUUUCAAAACACAACCUGAGACACUACAGUUGUGUGGCCCUGUAUUUUGGAGCUGCAUUCCCAUGCCAUGUGCUGGGGCUACGGUGGUUGAGUUUCACGUUUAUUGACAGUGUUUUUAAAGUUUGCUUCCGGGAGAUUUGAAGUGAUUUUCAAACUCUGUAACAGAAAACUCUGCCCUGAAAAGCAGCCAAGUGUAGAGUGGUUCUGCUGGGGAGAAGUCUAUUGCUUGAGUCCUCUCCAAGCUCCUUGACAGGCCCCAGUGCACCUCUAAGGACUUCCAGGGCUCUUCAAAAUUGUUUGAAGGCUUCAAAAAUGUGAUAAUUCUGGCAUACAUAUACAUAUAAAAAGUAUCCCCACGUGUCAUCCUUUAUUUCAUCUGCUUCUUCCUAGAGUCCUUGCAGCUGUUCUCUCUCCGGGCCUGCGCUUAUACAUGUGCUCUGACUCCCCUGUGAGAAAGGGAGCCAAAACUUCUGUACCCCAUUGUGGAGUUGGGGCAAUCACUCUGUGAUCUCCCUGACCCCAUGCAUUUAAUAAAACCAACGUGCCUUCUUUAAAAACAAAAAGUGCUCCAGUCCUUCUACCCCCAUAGUAGCGGACUGUGCCGUUGGUGUGGAAGUUAGGCUUCUUACCUGUGGCCUUCGGCAGUGUGGGGCAGGGAAGGAGCCUGCACUGAGUGUCUGUCAUUGCCAGCUGGAUGCUUGACAUACACAUCUCUCUCUCCUCAGUCUGGUGAGGAAACA